AUAUCAUCGUAAUCAUAAACACACUGGUUUGUAAUGCAAAUACGUUUACUGCACUUUGUUAUUAUUUUAGUUGAUAGCGGCUAAUGAAACGGAAGUCUCGCACAUUCAAACAAAAUACUUCCGCUUAAGGUGAACACUUGCCUGUCCUGUGUGCCAGAUUGUUAGAAGGCCAACUUAAGUGUUAGAAAGCCAACAUAAGAUUUAGCGAACGCAGAGGUUUUAAAAUGAAUCCAGUUUUAAAGUUGAUAUUCAACCUUGAGCAAUCCAUAAAGUUUUUAUGUGCCACCUGCUUCAAAACAAGAACUUUCCAACGGUCUGCCACCCUCACAUCAGCUAGACACUGAUCUCUGCCAAGCUGUCAAUCAAACACGGCGCAGACGACUGAUACGCAGGUUUGACACGCGGGUGAUUGACAGCCGCGCUGAGGGGCGUUCAGUCAGCGUGAGGGUCUGAGAAACUGACAAACAGUGCAGCGUUUUAAAUGUCAUUCUUCAUAUCUGUCCACUUCAGAGUGUGUGUUCAACCCGUAUCACACCGCUGCAGCCUCCACACACACAUAUGGCGACCGGAGACCAGAGCAAAUCUACUUAUUUCUAGAGUUGUGAACAGGAAGGAGACAAGACAUCUGAUUUUAGAGCACCAGAAGAAGAAGCAUAAACAGAUUAUUUGAGCAACAUCUUCAAGCUCAGCCCAGUCAGCAGAGAGGACCGGUGAGGACGGAGAGAGAGAGCCGAGGACUCUGGGUGAAGAGGUAGAGAAGGUGAACCAAAAAAUAGAGAACACACUCACAAAAUGCAGAUGCAUAACAGUAAGAUUUGGUUCGGGGUUUUUGUUGUCUUGGGAAGUUUGGAGGGUCGUGACUGUGGCCCCGUUUUAGGCUCACUGGAAGCCAAACAGUUAGGGGACAUUAUGUUUAGAGGACUCUUUCCAGUUCACCAAAGCUUCAAGAUCAUCAACACGACAAGCAGUCCUAUUCGACACGCGUGCGAAAAAUCAGUUAUGGUUUAACCACUGGGUUGUUAUGAGUGAUUAAACCCGUUUUCCGACAUUCAAGAGGAUUGUGCCAGAAGAUGACCACCAGGCUCAAGCAAUCACCAAAAUUUUGAGGUACCACAACUGGACCUGGAUUGGCAUAAUAACCACAGACGGAGAUUACGGGUGCUACGCCGCAGACCGACUUGAGGCGCAUGCCAGUUCUAAACCCUAAUGAUCCCCAUCCACUUGAUUGGCUCUAUCUCUCUCUCCUCUCCACCUGUAGCUGGUGUGCGGUGAGCGCACUGGCGCCGUUGUCCUGUGGCUGCCGUCGCAUCAUCCAAGUGGAUGCUGCACACUGGUGGUGGUUGAGGAGAGACCCCCCCCACAUGAUUGUAAAGCGCUUUGGGUGUAUAGCAAUACACAAUAAAGCGCUAUAUAAAUGCAUCAUUCAUUAAACAAAUAUUUGUGUCAUACCGCAUUGUGCUUCCUGACUUUCUCAACAAUGAAAGCUUAGAUUGCAAACUCAAUGAAGCUAUCAAACAUAUCGAGAGCACCUCAAAAGUUCAAGACAUUGUGUCAUUUUCCAAACCUCACCACAUGUCUUGUUUGUUCGAGAAACUCACUAUUUCUGGAUCAGUUGAAGUGCUAAACAACCGGCCCCUGAAUGAAGUGGAAUAAUUCUUGGAAUAACCCUUGUUUCAGGGGAAAACUCUAUUAUUUAGAUAAUCUAGUAGAUCUAAACCCUGAUUCACAUCCAAACAACACCAUGCUGCAGCUCUUCUUCAGAGGAGAGUUAAGCAAAAGCAGAACCACCAAAGAAAUAAGAGAAACCCUGAAGAAAGCUAUAUACCAUGGUUCAGUGUUUAGCAUAGGGCUGGCUGUGAGGUCCAUCGCUUAACGCUGUUAAAGACAUCUGUUCUCGAAAAACCUGCCGUGGAGGCUUUGAUAUUCAACGCUCUGGGCUAAAUGAUGCCUUGGCAAGAACCAUGUUUAAGUAUGGAUAAUGAGAUAUAUUUAUUUAGCAAGUCUGGAGAUUUGGAUAUCAACAUUUGGGAAGCGGCUCAUGGAAAUAACGCAGAAAGUAUCAAGAAUGUGACACUGACGACUGUGGCACGCUGCAUGAUCAAGAAUAACGGCUUGUUUUUCCUGAAUGACAAAUACAGAAAUCUAGUGGAAAAUAUCACUAGUCGUGUGAUUUUGUCUCCCUGGUUUUAGAUGGGUCUUUUCUGAACACCCUCCCCACACGUGUUGCUAUGUGUGUGUGAAGUGUCCAGAAAGCACUUUUUCAAACCAAAACAGAUACAGAUGAAUGUCAAGAAUGUCCAAAGAAUUUCUAGUCUAACUAGAACUCCACCGUCUGCUCUCCCCAAAAGUCACUUUUCCUGUCCUGGAAAGAUAAAUACUGUAUCAAUAUUCUGCUGAUUGCUGGUCUUGGCCUCCUUUUAACUCUGAUUGUGAUGUUCGUGUUCUUGGUCAGACGGGACACCCCGGUGGUCCUCGCUCUCCAUCCUGAUGUUGCCGUCCCUGCUUGGGACAUUGUUCUUGUUCGGUGGGAAACCCACAUGCACACAGUGUCAAACCGGACAGGUGCUUUUUGGCCUGAGCUUCACCCUGUGCAUCUCCUUCAUCCUUGUCAGGUACUUUAAGGUUCUGCUGGCCUUCCAGAAUGACUCCACUGUCAAACGGGUCAUGAGGAAACUCUUCCUGCCCUACUGGAUCAUUGGCGUUUGUGUGAUUAUCCAGGGCGUCAUCUGCGGUCUGUGGUUGUGUUUGGAACCACCCAAGGUUUUUGAGAGCUCAGCGAUCAGGACUCAUGCUGGCCUUCAUCAGCCUUCUGGCUCUGGUGUGCUUUGGAUUCACCUUCCUGGGAUGUAAACUUCCCAAGUGCUAUAAUUAAGAAUAGUGCAUCAGCAUCAGCAUGCUGAUCUAUAAUAUCAUUUGGGUGGUGUUCAGACCCAUCUAUGUACAAAUCUGCCAUAUGUACAAUCCGCAUACGGGAUUCUCAUCUGCCAUUUCAUGUCUAAAUGUUACAUAAUCCUAUUUAAAAGUGAGCACAACAUCAGAGAGGCUUUCAAAAGAGGCGUUCGGGAGUUCACCAGACGCUUCCAUAGAAGUUCAUGAGUGGAUCGGCGAAGAGCUGGACUCGACCAGCCAGACAGCGUAUUUACCAUUGACUCUGCAGUCUCACUCGAAUCCCUACCCAACAGGCACUCUUUCCUCAUUUCACCUGUCUAAAACACUUAAAAACUUUGUGCUUUGUACUACAGUAAUACACUGAAGACUCGAUAGUUGACAUUUAACCAAACAGUAAAUAUAUAAAAUUCAGUUCAAUUUAGAAUGUUUGUCUUUUUGUGCAUAUUUCGGGGCACAAUGAUUUUACUGCAGGUGCAAGACAACCUCCUUUAACAUUUUGUAAACACCACCAACAAUUCAAGCAAAGACACUUUGAUUUAGUCACAAAACGUUACUGCAUUUUAUUUUUUGCUUUCUAAAUUGUGGAUACAUGGGGCAUAUAAACGCCAGUGCGUUUUCUAUUUUCCCGGCAUACUUGCAUCCAAAUCUUUAUAUUUUGUUUAUCUUUCAUCUAUGAUUUCAAAAAAGAAUUUGACGCAUCUAAAAAUGAUUUCACAAAUAUACGGGCUGUGUUCUUUUUGAUUAUCCAGGAAGAAACCCCAUGCACUGACUCAGAAACUUAAGAUGAUUCUCUGGAACUCCUCCUGCUACAUAACAAGCGAUGACAAGCUUAUAUAAUCCAUGACUGUUGAUGUUUUGUUUAUCUUCCUCCUGUGGGUUUUUGGUGUCUGACAUGCCGGAAAUACUUACAACAGUAAGUUGAUAUGGAGAGAAAAAACAAACUUUAUUCUCUGCUUUGAUGUAUCAAACUUGGUUUUCCUGGAUGGAGUGAUUUUUGAUUUUGAUCUUGGCAUCAGUAACUGAUGUGCUCAAUAAGGGAAAUUUGAUCUUCCUGAUUGAACAUUUCAGUUUUUGCAUUCAUGUCAUUAACUAACUACAAAUAAGGAACAGUGUACUGUAUUAUAAUAUGAAUGAAUUUUGAAGGAAUAUGAAGGUGUUUUUUUAACAGGUGUUUUACCUGGAUUUUGAAUUUUGCACUGUGUUGCAUUGUGUUUCAGUUUCAUGUAACUAAAAAAUAUUUAUUUAUUCUUGCCAUUUAUUUUGUUUGGAAUUUUGUUCAGUAUAUCAGGCGAAAAUCACACUUUCUGUUUAAGCAAUCGUACAAACACACACACAGGUAAAAAAAAAAAAACAAGUUAAUGCAGAAACAUUCAUGGAAGAUGUGCGAACAGUUGUGAACACGGUGCAAAUCAAAUCUGGCCAAUGGUUACCUCUAUUACAAUUCGACCAUUUUCUGUAGAAUAAUCUCCAGUCUGAGUUGUAAUUGCAACACACACAGCACAGACAGAAGUCAGAUGAAUGCUCCACGCUCUGUUUCGCGUGUUUACAGUAGCCUAACCAAGCGCAACAUCUAAACGAGUCUGUGUGCGCUCGCCUGCUUGUGUCUUGACUGUUCAUUUGCCACUCAUGCCAGUAUCUUGACUACGCUGAUUAGAGGCAGUAUUCCUCAGCUGUCAGGCUGACUGAAAACAAUCAAAGCCUCCAUACCCCCAAUCACCGCAGCUCUCUCCCCGAGCGCCGCGCCGCAAUCAGCCGCUGAUUAGGGAACCUGUCGCCCUUCUCCAGCCGCGGCGGGGGUUAAUUCGCGCGUCAGAUGGAGCCGCGGAGGGCCACGGAGAGGCCAAUGAGAACGUGAGCGGGAUGAUAUUGCACGGAUAUAGCCGCCCUGUCAAUCACAUGGGAUUCACUGUAAAGACUCAGAGACUCUCUUCAUCUCGCUCUCCUCCCCCUCCUGGGCCGGGGUAAUCUAUUUAAGCCAAAUAUGGCCUCCACGUGGUGGGAGCGCCUCUCCGUGUCGGUGAAUAACAGGACAGCCCAUGUGGACAACAGCAGCUGUUUCAGUGCCACACAGAGCACCGUGCUGAAGGGGGUGAACUUCGGAGGAGUGCCCACUGUUUUGCUGAUCGACUUCUCACUCUUCGUGGUGCUGCUGAUAGUCUUCACUCUGAUCAGAAGGAGACUGUGGGAUCAUGGGAGACUCGCUCUUGUUGCAGAGACUGAAGGGUUCAGACAUGCUACUAAACGACGUUACAGUAGAAUGACGUCAUCCAUGUCCGUCGAGGAGCCCGAAUACGAGAAGGGUUGCUGCUCCUGGAUCAACUUUAUCGUCAAUAUGGAUGAGACUUCAGUCCAGGAGAAAUGUGGGGUGGAUGCAGUACAUUAUCUGUCGUUUCAGAAGCACCUGGUCAUCCUGCUCUUGAUCAUCUGUGUGCUGUCUGUCACCAUCAUCCUACCGGUCAAUCUAUCCGGCGACCUGCUGGGCAAUGAUCCCUACAGUUUCGGGAGAACCACCAUAGGGAAUCUUAAGCAGGGUGAUACGCUGCUUUGGCUGCAUACAGUAUUUGCAGUUCUGUAUCUCAUCAUCACGGUGGCCCUGCUGAGACGACACACCUCUAAAAUGAAGGGAACCAAGAGAGAGAUAGCCAGAAACACCCUGUUUGUGAGGUCUGUACCCACCGCAGCCAGUAACGAGAGUAUAAAAACUCACUUCAUGGAGGCGUACCCUACCUGUCAAGUGACUGAUGUUAACUUGUGUUAUGAUGUUACCAAACUGAUUGACCUGGACAGAAACAGAAAACGGGCAGAAAAAAACUUGCAACAUUACAAUAAGAUACUCCAGCGCCAGGGACGACGCGAGGUCAUCAACCCGCGCCCAUGCAGCCACCUGUGUUGCUGCUGCUGCCGCUGUAAGGGCUGUGAAGAGGUUGAUGCUAUAGAGUUCUACAGCUCACAGGAGGCUGCUCUGCGUGAGGAAGAAAAUAAACUGAAAGAGAGUGAAGAACUGCAUCCUCUGGGCAUGGCAUUUGUCUCUCUGCAAAAUGAGUACAUGGCCACUUAUAUUCUGAAAGAUUUCAAUGCUCUGGAGUGUGGAGGCGGGGCAAGGGGUGUGGCUGGAGAAGAAAUGGGCGGAGGAAUCAGGUGUGGGUGUGGCCGGGAGCCUCAGCCGUCCUCUAAGAGCGAAGAACUGAGGGUGAACAAAUGGAAAGUGAAUUACGCUCCUCACCCAUAUAAUAUCUACUGGGAGAAUUUGUCAUUACGUGGGUGGCGUUGGUGGCUACGCUUUUUGCUGCUAAAUAUAGCACUCUUUCUCCUCCUCUUCUUCCUCACAACGCCCUCCAUCAUCAUCAGCACAAUAGACAAAUUUAAUGUCACCAAGCCCAUUCACUAUCUGAACAAUGCCGUUAUCAGCCAGUUCUUCCCCACUCUUCUGCUGUGGACCUUCUCGGCCCUGUUGCCCACCAUAGUAUAUUACUCUACACUGGGAGAGGCCCACUGGACCAGGUCCAGUGAAAAUAUGAGCAUGAUGUACAAGCUCUACAUCUUCCUGAUCUUCAUGGUGUUGAUUUUGCCCUCACUGGGCCUCACCAGUCUAGAUGUGUUUUUCCGCUGGUUGUUUGAUAAGCAGUCUGAGGGGAAGCUGAGGUUUGAGUGUGUGUUUUUACCUGAUCAGGGGGCGUUCUUUGUAAAUUACGUGAUCGCGGCGGCUCUGGUGGGCUCUGGCAUGGAGCUGCUGCGGUUGCCAGGGUUGCUGCUCUACAUUGUGCGUCUGGCACUCGCACAUUCGGCUGCUGAGAGGAAAUAUGUUAAACAGAAUCAGGCGUAUGAGUUUCAGUACGGAGCGAUGUACGGAUGGACGCUGUGCGUGUUCACGGUCAUCAUGGCGUACAGCAUCACCUGUCCUGUCAUCGUUCCCUUCGGUUUGCUGUACCUGCUCCUGAAACACCUGGUGGACAAACACAACCUGUACUUCGCUUACCUGCCUGCCCGCCUCGAUAGGCAAGUUCACCUGGGAGCUGUCAAUCAAGCACUGGCUGCACCAAUCAUAUGCCUGAUGUGGCUUUAUUUCUUCUCUGUGCUCAGAACAGGCUUCAAGGCGGCUACGUCAAUGUUUACUUUAGUGGUUCUGUGUGUGACCAUCUUUAUCUGUUUAAGUUACACCUGCUUCGGACACUUCAAAUACCUCAGUCCGCACAACUACAACGUUAAGGAGGAAGAUGAAGAUGCAGAUAGAGGUUCACAGAGCUCAUCUGCAUCGGUGUAUCUUCCCAAAGUUUUGAACCCAAAUGCAUCAUCUGAAUCUGAUGAAUGCAGCAUUCACCAUUCAUACGGCACCACAGACACAAGUCCGCCCUUCCUCAGCACUGAGGAAGACUGUCCAGACUUGGAUAUCUAACAACAAUAAUCAGUCAACACUGACCAAUCACAACUGUCCUUUCACCUCUGGAGGAAAUGGUUCUUGCUGUAUUAGAGGUUGGAGGUCAGUGUGGAGAUGGAGGGGAUGUACUUUUAAAAUCAGGAUGUCUUGGAGAGAAAAAAAAAAUCAUUUUUUUUAUACACACUGAGAGACUUGAGGAACAUUUAAUCAUGAACUGCCAUAUAACAAACCUAAAGGAGCUUUUCAGGAUCAAUUCUUCUCGCCAAAGACUUUAAACGCUUUUCUAAAUUGCCAUUCAAACACGCUGUUCAAACAUUUCUACAAAACCAGCUUCGCCAAUGAGCACUUGCCAAGGAGUACAAAUAUAACUUGAGUAUAUUAAAACAUUUGAACUGACACUUGUGCCUUGUUGGAAAAAACAUAACACAUUAUAACUGUAAUUUGAGUGAGAAAGUGAGCUUCUGUAUUGUUUGUCAUUCCUAAUAUUUUGUUUUUAAAGCAACGUUUUAUACAAAUAUGUUAAUAUAUUGAUGUUGACAGAUAUAUUGAGCUCAUAGCUCAGUGGUCUUUCAUUACCAUAUUUGUGUAGUUGUGUGAGAGAAUGAAUCAUCACUAGGUGGCACUGUUGCUUUCUGAUCAGUCUGUUUCUCCCCAGAGCAGUUCUUCAGACUGAAGCAGAGAGACGUUUCAGUACAAGUUUAACAUAAUAUUUUGGCAUAAUGUCAAUUAUCAGAGAAAAUAAUUUGGAUGAAAAAUAUGCAAAGAUUAUAUUUACAGUACGGCUCUUACAAUGAAGUAAAUGGGGCAAAGCAUAAACCUUACAGAUUUACUUUUUUUUGUGUUAACAUAAGAUUAGCAUGAGAAAAUCACUUGCUGGCCAUGUCUGCAUAAAGUUCAACUUCAAUGUCAUUAUCACACCAGUAAGAAAGGGACUGUUUACAUGGAGCAAAUUCUAAUUACACUGGAAACUAUUAACUAGAAACUACUUAGAAAAGUGUUCCCACUUUAAAAAAAGGGCAAACUUCACAGAGCAAAUGAGAAACAGGCCUUUACGAAAUAAUGAAUGUAGGUGCUUUAACAAGUACAAGCAUCAUAUUUAUUCCUUUAGCUGUAAUGCAGGGGGAAGAUAUUGUGGAUAUGAAGGGAACUCUUGGCACCUGUGUGUUUGUGUUUUUGUUCUGUAUAUUCAUUAUAUGAGUGGAGCAGAAACUGAAUUUUAGUGUCUGAACAUUUAAACGGCUCAACAUCCGAACAUUGAGUCUCAUAUUCUUAAGCCUCAGAUUUUCCUGGAAAUGGAUGAAUGAAUGUCCUCCAAACACACACUUGACACAUUUCUCCUGACUGCGGUUUUCAGCUCAUUAGUCGGGAUAGAGCAAAAUCGUCUUAUUUUAACACCAUAAGCAGCCCACAAACUCGAGUGACUGGCUCCAAACGUCAGGAUCAGCAUUCAAAACUGCAUAAGAACAGAAAUUGAUCCAAUGAGAGUGUCUGUGUGUGUGUGUGUGUGUGUUUCAAACUUAAUUCAUAUAUAUGUAAAUAGGUACCAUAGGGGAACAAAAAACAUGAUAAUACUAUAGUAUUUUUUUGUACUUGUUAUUGGUGCCAGGUGGUUAAUUGGGUUCAUGUUUAGGUUGCCAAAUAUUUUACUGCACAAAACUUUUAAACUUUGUAACUUUUAAAAAUUUUAUUGCGUAUGUGUAUAUUUCAGUAGGAUGGAUCGCAUACUUUAUACACAAUACUGUGUAGAGGUCACAUGUUUGGUGUAAACCAUAUACACAGUCAUAUAAAUGAAGAUUACAUGUAUUUUUACAGCUUCAUUUCAUUCUGUGACUGUGAGAGCCAGAAAUAACAGUAUUUACGGUGUUUGACACCACGAUAAACCCUCAGAAGGCUUUACGGCCCUAAUGACACAUAUGCAACUUGAGACAAAAGAUGCAUAUGAGUCAAAUAAACCAUUUCGGUAUUUCUUUAAAUGGGCUGAAAUCAAGUCCCAGAUCAGGUUUCACUGAAUGGUGUUUGCUGGGGGCCUCAGGUUGGCAAAACUCCCAAACCAAUGAAGCAUUCUGGUUAUAAUGUGUGUCAAGUGUUGGCAGCUGUAGCGAAUCUAGAAAAACCUUAUUGUACCUCUAGAAACAGCUGUUGGAAGAUGGGAUGUAAAA
This is a messenger RNA of Onychostoma macrolepis, 9423 nucleotides long. It is a transcript of the gene tmem63a, whose product is annotated as transmembrane protein 63A. Lineage: Eukaryota; Metazoa; Chordata; Actinopteri; Cypriniformes; Cyprinidae. Gene Ontology annotation, molecular function: calcium-activated cation channel activity. The record is from RefSeq and is a predicted model, not a curated record. Bases 4871 to 7282 code for a protein of 803 amino acids. The transcript has 30 exons. Gene Ontology annotation, cellular component: plasma membrane.